This is a messenger RNA of Tuber melanosporum (Perigord truffle), 885 nucleotides long. RefSeq lists its product as uncharacterized. Gene Ontology annotation, molecular function: protein binding. Gene Ontology annotation, cellular component: Dsc E3 ubiquitin ligase complex; endoplasmic reticulum. The coding region runs from base 1 to 885 and encodes 294 amino acids. The transcript has 2 exons. The record is from RefSeq and is a predicted model, not a curated record. Gene Ontology annotation, biological process: protein processing. Lineage: Eukaryota; Fungi; Ascomycota; Pezizomycetes; Pezizales; Tuberaceae.
AUGGGUGAGCCCUCUUCAUCAUCGAAACCAAAAACCUCAACAACACCCCACCAAUCCAUUAUCCUCGGCGAGGAGGAAGAUCCUAGCUCACCGGUUUCCCUCCUCAUCAGGUUCGCAAUCUCACUCCCGGAUCUGCCCAUCUACGUGCCGGCCGCAGCCAAUACCUCCGUCUCGACGCUAAAGUCGCACGUCCGCUCCCUACUCCCGCCCGAGCAGUCCAAGCGCAGACUGCGACUUAUCCACGCGGGAAAGGUCCUCACCGAUUCGGCUACCCUCGCCUCGCAAUUACACAUCCCCUCCGCCCCACCACCGCCGCCGAGGGGUGAUGACAGGAAAGGGAAGGGGAAAGGGAAAGGGAAGGACGUCGAGGUUGGUGGCCAUGCGCGCAGAGCCGUGUACAUACACUGCAGUGUCGGCGACGAGCUCUCGGAGGAAGAUCUGGCUAAGGAAGCGAACGAGCAAGAGCAAUCCAUCUAUCCAUCGCGAUGCAUACAGAUCCCGAACCACCCGACCCGCCAGCAGGUCUCCACACUCCCCCAACCCCGCGGCUUCGAUCGCCUCCUCUCCGCCGGCUUCUCGGAAUCGGACGUUGCGGCCCUGCGCUCCCAAUUCAACCGCCUCCAUGGCGACGAUGAGGAGAACGUGCGCAUGCUGGAGGACCGCUGGAUCGACGAGUCCGCCGGACAGGGCGGCGAACUGGCGGACGGUAGUCCCGCGGGUAGCUACGAGGAUGUAUUCCUGGGCGCCACAAUCGGCUUCUUCUGGCCCAUGGCCGUCUUCCUGAUGAGGGAGGAGGAGGUCUUCUCUAAGCGCAUGCAGAUGUCCAUUCUCGCCGGCAUCCUUGUUAACUUGACGUUUUGCGUUUUAAGGUAUUCCUCGACCUAA